Sebastes umbrosus (honeycomb rockfish) is the source of this 2490-nucleotide messenger RNA. RefSeq names its product endoplasmic reticulum lectin 1 (gene erlec1). Bases 197 to 1651 code for a protein of 484 amino acids. Gene Ontology annotation, cellular component: endoplasmic reticulum lumen. The record is from RefSeq and is a predicted model, not a curated record. The transcript is spliced from 14 exons. NCBI's taxonomy places the organism in Eukaryota, Metazoa, Chordata, Actinopteri, Perciformes, Sebastidae. Gene Ontology annotation, biological process: retrograde protein transport, ER to cytosol; endoplasmic reticulum unfolded protein response.
GUGGCAAGUAAACAGAUCACUUCCUGUAGUUUGUGCUGUAUUGACAUCCGUCUAUCUUACAUCUGCCAGACUUCCUCUGACUUCUGUAGUAGCUUUAAACUCCUCACUUCGGGCCGCUGUUGGUGUGAGGAGAGCCGGCUGUUCUCGGUACAUGAGGAGCGGGCUGUAGGAGCUCAGCAGCUGGACAGGAGACACGAUGGCUGGGCUGCUGGUGCUGGUGUUCCUCGGUGGGCUGCUGGAGGUCUGCAGCGGAGUCUCAGCAAACAGAGGAGGAUAUCCCUCCUUCACAGACGAAGUCCCCUUCAAAAUCAACUGGCCAGGACCUGAAUUCACUCUGCCAGCUGCAGGGGUACUGUACAAGGAAGAGGACUUUGUCAUCAUGACAACAACAGAGAAGGAGAAGUAUAAAUGUAUGCUGCCUUCCCUGGCUUCUGGAGAUGAGGAUGAUGAUAAGGACUACACUGGGCCCAGUCCGGGUGAACUGCUGGAGCCAUUAUUCAAACGAAGCAGCUGCUCCUACAGGAUUGAGUCGUACUGGACGUAUGAAGUAUGCCAUGGAAAGCAUAUAAGACAGUAUCAUGAAGAGAAGGAGACGGGCCAGAAAAUUAGUGUUCAGGAGUACUUCCUGGGUAAUAUGGCACAGAAGAGUCAGUCAACAGAGACAGAUAAAGUUGAAGAGGCGGAAAAUGUCAAAUCAGCAGAGGAAAUUGAAGUUCAAACCAAGAACAUAGAAGGCCAGCUGACUCCCUUCUUCUCGUUGGAGAUGGGAAACGGGACUCCUUGUGUCCUGAAACAGAACGAGGCUCGCGUCACAUUUGUGCUGUACGUCUGUCAUCCAGAGGCCAAGCAUGAGAUCUUGUCCGUCGCCGAGGUCACCACCUGUGAAUAUGAGGUGGUGGUGUUGACGCCGCUGCUUUGCGCACACCCAAAAUACAGGUUCAAGUCGUCCCCGGUGAACGCCAUCUUCUGCCAGGCUCUAGCAGGCUCCCCUUUGCGACCUCGACGGCUCGCCCAGUUGGACAAGGAGCAAGAGGAGCAGCUCAAACCGCCUUUCAGCGCCGCCUCCGAGACCAGAGAGGAAGAGACGCCGCCAGUGAGAGAGGAGGCGUUCACCUCCACUCACAAGCCUAUGACUGUUGGAGGGCAGACUCAGGUCACCGUCGGCACCACUCACAUCUCCCGUUUGACGGAUGACCAGCUAAUCAAGGAGUUCCUCAGUGGCUCGUACUGUCUGCAUGGGGGGGUAGGGUGGUGGAAAUAUGAAUUCUGUUACGGAAAGCAUGUCCAUCAGUACCAUGAGGAUAAAGAGCAUGGAAAGAACACUGUAGUGGUCGGGAACUGGAACGACCUGGAGCACACUGAGUGGGCCAAGAAGAACGUCGCCCGAUCCUACCAGCUCAAAGACGAUGGAGUGCAGAAAGUCAAGUUGGUUUCCCACUUCUAUGGCCACGGGGAUUUGUGUGAUCUGACAGGGAAGCCCAGACAGGUCAUUGUCAAGCUCAAAUGUAAGGAGUCUGAGUCUCCCCAUGCUGUCACUGUCUACAUGCUGGAGCCUCAGACUUGUCAGUACAUCCUUGGGGUUGAGUCUCCGGUCAUAUGCAGGAUUCUGGACACUGCUGAUGAACAUGGACUUCUCUCAAUCUCCAGCUAAACUGACAAAGAUCAUAUGACAGCUAUGGAGCAUGAAGGAAAAAGAGAGAGGUGUACUUGAAGAGAGAACAUUUAUCAUAAAGCAGAGGCCUGUUUUGGUGGAGGAAGAGAGAUGCCCAUGACACUGCGCUGAAAGCCAAAAUCGAGGCUAAACUGAGUUUAAACUUGAUCCUGAGGCUGGACUUCACGUAGCCUAUGAGCACAGCCUCAGCCCAUGCCCCGGUCUGUGCUGUACAUCACAGCCUACUCCAGCAGGCUAGCUCAGACUUUGUGACCACAGUGAAUUGGUGCCGACGCCUCACUCCACAAGGCAGUGGAUUUAUUGCCUGUACUCCAUAUCUAUGCUUCACUUUGUGUUGAUUAAUUGCAAGCAAAGGAGUGAUGAAUCAGGGGAUUCAUAAUCCUCAGGGGAAUUGCAUUAUUCAUAGUGGUUUUAUUGUCUUUAAGGUUUAUUUGUUUUUGUGUGUAUGUGUGCGUGUGUGUGUGGGUGUGAUGAUGUGAAAUGAUUAGCUGUUUGACUGUGGCACUUUGUACUUGUAGAUAGGGGAAAAAGCAAGUGUGAAAAUGUUUUGCAGCGGUGAGAAUGUGUAUUGUGUUAAUUUACAGGAUGAGUGAGUGUAAGUUAUAAAUUAGAGGGUGCUAUGGAAUAGCAACAAAAGUGAGUGGUUGAUUAAAAUUUCCUAUAAGUUUGUUGGAUGUACAGAAUGUCUGUGGGUUCCUGUAAGAGGUAUUCUGUGGUUUUAUGAAGAUGCACACUGGGAUCCUGAUCACUGCUGUAUCACAGGGAUAUACAAUCCAAUGCAUUUGCAGCAAAGAAUAAAACUAAAACGUGAAACCUCA